ACUGCGCGAAAUACAAAGCGACAAGAGAAGGUUUCGGCGCCGGUUGCGCUUCAGUAAGCCAGUCAAAGCUAUGCGAAUAACAGCACCACCAGCCAGUUGGUGUAUAUUUUAUCCUCGCUGAUCGACUCUCCUCUUCGGCAAUGGAGUACGGGAAGGAGAGAGUGGUAGCUUUAGUGGACAUGGACUGCUUUUACGUGCAGGUGGAGCAGAGGCUCAACCCAGCUCUGAAGAACACUCCCUGUGUGGUGGCCCAGUACAAGACGUGGAAAGGAGGCAGUAUCAUAGCUGUGAGCUACGAGGCCAGGGCCCAUGGCGUCACCAGGAACAUGUGGGUGGACGAUGCAAAGAAACUGUGCCAGGAUCUCCAGGUGGCACGAGUGCGUGAGUCUCAUGGCAAGGCAGACCUGACACAUUACAGGGAGGCAAGCGUGGAGGUGAUUGAGGUCAUGUCCCGCUUCGCUGUGAUUGAGAGAGCCAGCAUUGAUGAAGCCUACAUGGAUCUGACUGCUGUGGUCCAGCAGCGACUGAAAAACAUGACCGAUAGUCAAAUUGAGCCUCACCUGCUGAAGACGACCUACAUCCAGGGGUACCCACAAAGCUCACCUGAACAGGAAGAAUCUGCCGAAGAAUCUGCCUUGGAUAAAGAGGAGCAGAGGUCCAGAGGUCUCCAGCAGUGGCUGGCAUCCUUACCUGUCCCUCUAUUAGGGGAACAGAACUCUGCAGAACUGCAGCUAACUCUGGGGGCAAUCAUUGUAGAGGAAAUGAGAGCAGCUGUAGAGAAACACACAGGUUUCCGCUGUUCAGCAGGUAUAUCACACAACAAGGUAUUGGCCAAACUAGCUUGUGGUCUGAACAAACCCAACAGACAAACUGUUCUGCCUUUGGACUCUGUGACAGAACUUUUCAACUCUCUUCCCAUCGGCAAGAUCCGUAACCUGGGGGGUAAGCUGGGUGCCUCCAUUACAGAAACUCUGGGAAUAGAGAACAUGGGGGAUCUGACUCGCUUCUCUCAGGCUGAACUGGGACAGCACUUUGGAGAAAAGACAGGCCAGUGGCUGUAUGACUUGUGUCGGGGGAUUGAGUUUGAAGCAGUGAAACCCAGGCAGCUUCCUAAAUCCAUUGGCUGCAGUAAAAACUUCCCCGGGAAGACAUCGCUGGCUACAAAAGAGCAGGUACAAUAUUGGCUUCAUCAACUGGCCCUUGAGCUGGAGGAGAGACUUACUAAGGACAGAGAAGUGAAUGGUCGUGUGGCUAAAUUGUUGACGGUUGGUGUACGUCAGAUGGGGGACAAGAGGCCGAGCAGCUUCUCUCGCUGUUGUGCCUUAGUGCGCUACGAAGCGACCAAACUGUCCGCCGACAGCUUUGCCAUCAUCAAGAGUCUCAACACGGCAGGAAACCACCAGGCAGCAUGGACUCCACCCCUCACCCUGCUCCUCCUCUCAGCGAGCAAAUUCAGUGACGCUCCGUCAGCAGGCGGCAUUGCCGGCUUUCUUUCCAGUGAUGUCACUUCAACCCAAAGUCUUCUCUCUUCCACUCAGCCCUCGACCCAGACACCUGCUGAACUGAAAAACGACUUGGCAUGCAAAGGACCAGGCACCAUCCAGUCGUUCUUUCAAAAGGCAGCUGGGAAACAAAGGCAGAAGGUUACAAAAGGCGUAGAGGAGGAUGAUACAGGAUCGACAGGGAUUCUCCCAGCUUCCUCAUCUCACAAAACCUCAGCCACUGAAAGUCAGUUGGAGACCAAUUGCUCUGGUCCUAAAAAUGGUUCAGCCAGCCCCCAGUCUGGCAUUUCCUCGUUCUUCCACAAGAAGAGUCUUGAAAGAAGCUCACAGGCCUCAGCAUCAAACAAACCUCAAAUGGGACAUGAGCCUGGACCUGACAGUAAAGACGACUCAGAUGACACUGCUGCUGCUGUGUCAGGCCCACAGGAGAAACAUAACUCAUCUCAGCAGCCAGAAGAGUUAAGAGAUGAGCUGAACACGGAUCCAGAUGUAGAUCACCAGUCUUCCACUGUGGCCAGCGAAGACCUGGUGAACUGUGAACGCUGUGGCCAGGAGGUGUCGGUUUGGGAAAUGCCUGAACACAAUGACUAUCACUUUGCUUUGGAUCUCCAGAAUUCAUUCUCUUCAUCCACAAAUUCAGCACCCACCUCUUCUUCUGCUGUCUCUUCUACCUCCAGCAUCUCUCUAACUCCUCUCAGAGCCCAGUCGGCACGAGGCAAGACAAAAACCAGAGGCCAGUCAGGACCACAGCCGAAAAGACAUCGCUCCCAAGGUGGAAGUACGGGCACUCUGGAUUCUUUUUUCAAGAAGAACUGAGGAUGUUCAUCUUUCCUCUGCUGUUGGCGCUGCUCUGCUUCAAACUUGGACUCAAGUGCUGCUGCUUUUCAGCCUUUUAAGAUGUGUUUUUAAACCAAAUAAAAUACAAACCUGACAAUGCAUAUGCAUAUCACAGACAUGCAAAUACAGUUAAUGUUUACGCUCAAAGAAUGGAAACCUAUCUUGUAACGGGAUACACAAGGGCUUGUUUUAGUAAAUAAGUGUUUAAUUACUUAAAGUGCUUAUUUAUGUACUUUGUUCUCAUAUGGUUUUUAUUAUAAAAUGACAUGCAAUACUGUGAAGGAAUAAUUUUAUAAAUCAGAGUAUAUUAAAGACACUUUUUAAAAUUUUGUGUGUGAUGUAGUAUUCUGAUGUGCCAGCAGAUGCCGCUAAUCACUUGAAUAUAGAGCAGGAUGAUGUUUCCUUGUGAGCUCAAGAGAUACAGACAGUGUGUGAGUGUUUGUCCUUUGUGAAACGAGAGUACAUAUUUGAAAUGCACGGUUGCCAGUAGGAUGAGAGCAGUUGCACCAUUAUGAGCGGAGUCCUGUUUUGUUUUCAUUUUCCUACCAUGGUGAACCCUAUUGUUCUGUGGCGCUGGAGCAUUGAAAGACAGCUGAACGAGGACUUUAUUCUUGCGUCAGCUUGCAUCAGCUGGGGAGCAGAUUAGAAGGAACAGGGCCAGGGAAAUGAAAUAACGACUCCUUUUAUAAAUCAAUUUUGCGUGGUGAGUCAUGACUUUGUGACAUGUGAGCCAGAGGACAACACACUGGGUGUGGGACGGCAUGGUUCAAAACGCUGGGCAAUUGUAAGAUGACAAAAUGACAAAAUUCAACACCUGCUAAGGAGACAAUAAAACUUUUAUUCAUGUACAUCAUGAUACACAAAUUGGAUCUGUACAUAAAUAUUGCAUUUCACCCAAAUAAUCAAAAUAUUACGCUUUCAAUUAAAGGGAAAAGGUCUUAAACGUGAUCGGAAAAAAGUGGAGAUGUGUUGGUGUCGUUAAGAAUAUUGCGAAAACAGUGAAAAACAUUAUAGAAUAAAUUGUAACACCUGAAACUACUAGAAAUCUAUAAAAUACUUCUCAGAUGCAUUAAAACAAACUUAUAACACCUGAUAACUCUUCAUAAAGGCUAUAAAAUAUUUUGGUUGAAAUGCGUUCUUAGUUUUCCUCUCUUUGAGUGCACAACAAAAUGGGUGCAACAAAACGGCACACAUCCCAGUUGUCCUCUCUGUCACUGAUGUCAGCGGGACAACAAAUCUAUAAGUCACAUCAACAUGCUAUAAUAAGACAUGAUAAGGCCAACAGCGGCCUUGAACACAGACGAGUAACCGACAUUCAUUUUCAAAGUCGUCUAAAUAUAAAAAGCUGAUUCGAUUAGUAGCACCAACUUAGAUUUUUUUUUUUAGUUGUAAAACUUUGGGGUGUGAUGGUGGGCUACUCAAACAGUAGUUCCAUUAGGCACUGUGUUAAACCCCCUCAAAGUUAGUGACAUCAGUAACUUAAGUGAAGAGACGACAUCAAGUACCUCCAACACAUUGCUUUAAAACAAAGCAGCAUCAGUAGGCAGCUUCAAGAACUAUAUAAUCGAUAUUCAAACAUCUCUUUGGGAAAACACCUUUGUCUUUUUUCCCCCUUAAACCUCCCUCCCCCCCCCAAGUCAGCAACAGAAACCUCCACUGGAGUAGUUCUGUGAACGUGGAAUGCUGUCUAAUAUCUAAACUGACCUGAGUAACUAAAGCACUUGAAAGAUAGGCAGCAAGAUCGUUACCAUCUCAGUGCGCUAUCGUGAGGCAUUAUUUGUGAAUAAAAAACAGAAUUCUCACAGACAUAUGUGACAUAACAAAACCACUUACAAGGUGAUCGCCAACAUGAGUCAUCUUGGCAAACUGGGUCAAGUUCUAUCUUUGCAUACCUAUGCUCUCCUUUACCUUCAUAAAGUGCCGUUGUCAGCAAUAUUAUAGCUUGAAGCAAGAUGAUUUAGCUUAUAUACAACUGACAAGUAUCUCAGUCUUUUAACUAUCUCACAUACCUCAAUAGCUGUUACUUAAAUAAGAUGAUUUAAGGGUAUUCAAAUCCAGUGAGGCUUGUCCUUAUCAGUCAGGCACUAUGCUGGUCACACAGACAAGCUGCUGUGGGGUGACACUGGGUGAUACACCUUAAUGUCCAAGCAUCUCAUACUUUAACUGUAAACGAGUAUCCGCUAAAGGUAUAUCAACACUGGCAUUUUAGGUUUCAGUGCAAGUGUGUGUGGGCCUCUCUUCUCAAAGUGUGUGUUAGGAGUGCAUUUAGGUGUAAACUGUGUAAGCAGCACUUCAACGUUGCAAGCAAUUUCCUUGACAAUAUCACUUUGGUGGAUGUUGCUAAGUGAGUGUGUUAAAGAGGCGGCUGAGGGCUUUCCUCUUAUCAGUGCCGUGAAAAGCAACACUCUUUAAACCUCAAAACCAGAAAGCAGAAUAAAA
Messenger RNA from Epinephelus moara (kelp grouper), 4778 nucleotides. It is a transcript of the gene polh, whose product is annotated as polymerase (DNA directed), eta. The record is from RefSeq and is a predicted model, not a curated record. Gene Ontology annotation, molecular function: DNA-directed DNA polymerase activity; damaged DNA binding. Gene Ontology annotation, biological process: response to radiation; error-prone translesion synthesis. Bases 141 to 2318 code for a protein of 725 amino acids. The transcript has 10 exons. Gene Ontology annotation, cellular component: nucleus; site of double-strand break; replication fork. Lineage: Eukaryota; Metazoa; Chordata; Actinopteri; Perciformes; Serranidae.